UCAGAGAUGGCUGAAGAUGGGAGCGAAGAGAUCAUGUUCAUCUGGUGUGAAGAUUGCAGCCAAUACCAUGACUCCGAAUGUCCUGAGCUGGGCCCAGUGGUCAUGGUCAAAGACUCCUUUGUGCUAAGCAGGGCAAGGUCUUCCCUCCCUCCCAACUUGGAGAUCCGACGGCUGGAAGACGGAGCUGAAGGAGUGUUUGCUGUCACUCAGCUUGUCAAGCGAACCCAGUUUGGUCCGUUCGAGUCCAGGAGGGUUGCCAAAUGGGAGAAGGAGUCUGCAUUUCCACUGAAGGUGUUCCAGAAGGACGGGCACCCUGUGUGCUUUGACACCUCCAACGAGGAUGACUGCAACUGGAUGAUGCUGGUGCGGCCGGCGGCAGAGCCUGAGCACCAGAACCUGACGGCCUACCAGCAUGGCAGCGACGUGUACUUCACCACAUCCAGGGACAUACCCCCAGGGACCGAGCUGCGUGUGUGGUACGCAGCCUUCUACGCCAAGAAGAUGGACAAGCCCAUGCUGAAGCAGGCCUGCUCUGGCAUCCAUGCUGCAGGCACCCCUGAAAACAGCACACCUGUGGAAUCAGAGCCCAGCCAGUGGGCGUGUAGAGUGUGUUCUGCCUCCUUCUUGGAGCUCCCGCUACUGAAUGAGCAUCUCUUGGGUCACCUGGAACAAGCCAAAAGCCUUCCUCCAGGCAGCCAGGCCGAGACCACACCUGAAAAGGAGCUGGACGCACCCCGGGGUGAGCCCCAUGCAGUGCACCAGAGCGAGAGUGUGGGGGCCACCAAAGAGCAGAAGAAAAAGCCUCGAAGGGGAAGAAAACCCAAAGCAUCCAAAACCGAGCAACCUCUGGUCAUCGUUGAAGACAAAGAGCCCUCAGAGCAAGUGGCAGAGAUUAUUACUGAGGUUCCCCCGGACGAGCCUGUGAACACGGCCCCAGAUGAGCGGAUCAUGGAGCUGGUUCUGGGGAAGCUGGCCACCACCACCACUGACACCAGCUCUGUGCCAAAGUUUACACAUCAUCAGAAUAACACCAUCACCCUCAAGAGGAGCUUAAUCCUCUCGAGCAGACACGGCAUCCGGCGGAAGCUCAUCAAACAACUGGGGGAGCACAAGCGGGUCUACCAGUGCAGCAUCUGCAGCAAGGUCUUCCAGAACAGCAGCAACCUGAGCCGACAUGUGCGCUCACACGGUGACAAGCUGUUUAAAUGUGAGGAGUGUGCCAAGUUGUUCAGCCGCAAGGAGAGCCUGAAGCAACAUGUUUCCUACAAACAUAGCAGGAAUGAGGUCGAUGGCGAGUACAGAUUCCGCUGUGGCACUUGUGAGAAGACCUUCCGCAUCGAGAGUGCACUGGAGUUUCACAAUUGCAGGACAGAUGACAAGACGUUCCAAUGUGAGAUGUGUUUCAGAUUCUUCUCCACCAACAGCAACCUCUCCAAGCACAAGAAGAAGCAUGGCGACAAGAAGUUUGCCUGCGAGGUGUGCAACAAGAUGUUCUACCGCAAGGAUGUCAUGCUGGACCACCAGCGGCGGCACCUGGAAGGAGUGCGGCGGGUGAAGAGAGAGGACUUGGAGACUGGCGGGGAGAACCUGGUUCGCUACAAGAAGGAACCUUCUGGAUGCCCAGUGUGUGGCAAGGUGUUCUCCUGCAGGAGCAACAUGAACAAACACCUGCUCACGCAUGGUGAUAAGAAGUACACCUGUGAGAUCUGCGGGCGCAAGUUCUUCCGUGUGGACGUGCUCAGGGACCACAUCCACGUCCACUUCAAGGACAUUGCGCUGAUGGAUGACCACCAGAGGGAAGAGUUUAUUGGCAAGAUUGGGAUCUCCUCAGAAGAAAACGAUGAUAAUUCCGAUGAGAGCGCAGACUCAGAGCCUCACAAGUACAGCUGCAAGAGGUGCCAGCUCACCUUCGGCCGGGGGAAGGAGUACCUGAAGCAUAUCAUGGAGGUGCACAAGGAGAAAGGCUAUGGCUGCAGCAUCUGCCACCGGCGCUUCGCUCUAAAGGCCACCUACCAUGCCCACAUGGUCAUCCACCGCGAGAACCUGCCGGACCCCAACGUGCAGAAGUACAUCCACCCCUGUGAGAUCUGCGGGCGAAUCUUCAAUAGCAUCGGGAACCUGGAGCGCCACAAGCUUAUCCACACAGGUGUGAAGAGCCAUGCCUGUGAGCAGUGCGGGAAGUCCUUUGCCAGGAAGGACAUGCUCAAGGAGCACAUGCGUGUGCAUGAUAACAUCCGCGAGUACCUGUGCGCCGAGUGUGGGAAAGGCAUGAAGACCAAGCACGCACUGCGCCACCACAUGAAGCUGCACAAGGGCAUCAAGGAAUACGAGUGCAAAGAGUGCCAUCGCAAGUUUGCUCAGAAGGUCAACAUGCUCAAGCACUACAAGCGGCACACAGGGAUUAAGGAUUUCAUGUGUGAAUUGUGUGGCAAGACUUUCAGCGAGAGAAACACGAUGGAAACCCACAAGCUUAUCCACACAGUGGGCAAGCAGUGGACAUGCUCCGUGUGUGACAAGAAGUACGUCACUGAGUACAUGCUGCAGAAGCACGUGCAGCUCACACACGACAAGGUAGAGGCGCAGAGCUGCCAGCUGUGCGGGACUAAGGUAUCCACCAGGGCCUCCAUGAGCAGACACAUGCGGCGCAAGCACCCCGAGGUGCUUGCGGUAAGGAUUGAUGACCUGGACCACCUCCCAGAGACCACUACCAUUGACGCUUCCUCCAUUGGCAUCGUCCAGCCUGAGCUGACUCUGGAGCAGGAAGACUUGGCCGAAGGGAAGCACGGGAAAACUGCUAAGCGGAGUCACAAGAGAAAGCAGAAGCCAGAGGAGGGGGCGGGGGCUCCAGUGCCUGAGGACUCUGCCUUCAGCGAAUACGGGGAGAAAGAGACAGGGUUUACGGGCAGUGUGGGUGAUGAGACCAACUCCGCAGUGCAGAGCAUUCAGCAGGUGGUGGUGACCCUGGGUGACCCAAAUGUGACCACUCCAUCGAGCUCUGUUGGCCUGACCAACAUCACCGUGACCCCCAUCACCACUGCAGCUGGGACUCAGUUUACCAAUCUUCAGCCGGUGGCUGUGGGGCACCUCACCACCCCCGAACGCCAGUUACAACUGGACAACUCCAUCCUGACUGUGACCUUUGAUACCGUCAGCGGCUCUGCCAUGUUACAUAACCGCCAGAACGACGUGCAACUCCACCCCCAGCCGGAGGCCUCAAACCCGCAGUCUGUGGCUCACUUCAUCAAUCUGACCACACUGGUCAACUCCAUCACGCCCCUGGGGAGUCAGCUCAGUGACCAGCACCCGCUUACGUGGCGGGCCGUGCCCCAGACAGACGUGUUGCCGCCCCCACAGUCACAGGCGCCCCAGCCGCAGGCAGCCCAGCCCCAGGUGCAGCCUGAGCCGCAGCCACAGAUGUACAGCUAUUGAGCCAUGCUGGGGAACGGAGCAGGGACUGC
Carlito syrichta (Philippine tarsier) is the source of this 3458-nucleotide messenger RNA. It is a transcript of the gene PRDM15, whose product is annotated as PR/SET domain 15. Gene Ontology annotation, molecular function: RNA polymerase II cis-regulatory region sequence-specific DNA binding; DNA-binding transcription factor activity; histone deacetylase binding. Gene Ontology annotation, cellular component: cytoplasm; nucleus. Bases 7 to 3429 code for a protein of 1140 amino acids. Lineage: Eukaryota; Metazoa; Chordata; Mammalia; Primates; Tarsiidae. The transcript has 23 exons. The record is from RefSeq and is a predicted model, not a curated record. Gene Ontology annotation, biological process: regulation of transcription by RNA polymerase II; cell fate commitment.